Messenger RNA from Astyanax mexicanus (Mexican tetra), 4520 nucleotides. RefSeq names its product family with sequence similarity 53 member B (gene fam53b). The coding region runs from base 308 to 1486 and encodes 392 amino acids. The transcript is spliced from 5 exons. Gene Ontology annotation, biological process: positive regulation of canonical Wnt signaling pathway; protein import into nucleus. The record is from RefSeq and is a predicted model, not a curated record. NCBI's taxonomy places the organism in Eukaryota, Metazoa, Chordata, Actinopteri, Characiformes, Acestrorhamphidae. Gene Ontology annotation, cellular component: nucleus.
CGUACACACACACACACACACACACACACACACACUCACUCACUCACACCGACCCCGUGUAGCAGAACACACACACACGCACACACGGGGUAGGGGGGAAACAUGCAGCAUCAGGACGGAGCUUUCUGAAGAGGAGCCGAGUCGCCAGGAUGCUGUGAGAAAAGGUCGAGAGGGCGACCGAGGAACAUUCCAGAAGUAACGAGGGGGCCUGGCGUGAAUGGGAGCGUGUACUGGACUCGGCCGGCACUGCAAGUGCGAAGAUGGACCCUGCUAGAUCUUCCAUGUACUGGAAUGGGCUGCAGCGAAGAUGUGUGUUGCGAUGGUGAUUAUUCACACUAAAACACUGGAAAAAAAGAAGGGUGUCGAUGAUGUAACGUCCAAAGAGUCAACCUUGGAGCUGCGCCAGCCGUCAACCAUGAGCCAGGGAACGGCCCUCUUCUCCUGCGGAAUCAUGGAGGCGGGCCGGUGGCCGGAUGUUAGCCGUAGCUUUGGGGUCCGACAGAGGCCGGUGGGCUCUAGUCUGGAGAGCCUGUGGGAUGUCCUGCCGGAAGCCGGUGCGGCAGGGAACAUCAGCGGCCUGCUGCGGGACCUCAGCCUCAGCGAAACGGCGAACGCCACCACCGCACCGCCCAGCAAGCGGCAGUGCAGGUCCCUCUCCUGCUCGGACGAGCCGGCCUGCCGGUCUCCGUGGCGACCGCAGGGUUCUCGGGUGUGGACGACAGUGGAGAAGCGGCGCUGCCACAGCGGGGGCAGCGUCCAGCGCGGGUCCACCUUGUCUUCGUCCGCGUUCACUCAGAGCGGCUUCGCCGGCAUGCAGCGCAGCUCCAGCUUCAGCCUCCCCACCCGCUCUGACCUGCUGGAGCUGCCGGCUUUUGGCACCCUCCAGCGGCAGGCUUUCACUCCGUUCUCCACCGCAGUCUCCGAAACCCCCCACUACCUCUCUCACGAACAGAUCUGCCUGGCUGAGCCCAGCGGAGGACCCUCCGAGGCCAGUUCCCCAGAAUCCACCCCGGAGCUGGACCGCCGGGCCGGGCAGGGUGGGCUCUCCCGCAGCCGCUCUCAGCCUUGCGUCCUCAACGACAAGAAAAUCGGAGUGAAACGCCGCAGACCUGCCGACUCACACAAACACAGGCCCUCUCUGGACCUGGCUAAGAUGACCCAGAAACAGAAUUUCCAGAGCCUCAGCUGUCCUGGCUUUACCGGUGACGACUGCUGCCAAUCAAGCCAAACCCCACCCUCAGUCAGGAGCCCUGCCCACCAGAACGACAUCCCGCCCACUUCCUCUGCGUGUGACCAGGGGGUGGAACCUCGGCACAGCCCCAAAGAGGCCUCAACUGUCAUCGACGAAUCAGAUGGAGGCAUCUCUGGGUGCGUGGACUGGACGGCCAACGGGAAGGAAUUGGAGCCUCCAUGGGCGGGGCUUUGCGGACUGAGGAGGGACGUGCUGGGCGGAGAGCUCGAUAUCGAGCAGAUUGAGAGAAACUGAGAGAAAAUUAAACGGACCAGAUAGAAACUGCAAGAAAUUAGAUAUUCAAGUGAAAGUCUGUUAAACAGUGGAUAAUAUAUCUAAUAUUCAAAAUAUUGUAUGAUUAUUUUAAUUGUUUAUGUAUUUUUGUGGGUUUUUUCAUUUAGUUACUGAAUAACAAGCCUUAGGAAACUUGCACACACAGAUACCAAGGAGUUAAAUUAGAUGUCUCUAAAAAAAAGUCUAAAAGUAAGUUAAAUGAUAAUCUUCUUGAAUUCUUAUAGUACGAAAUAUUAAAUAUGUUACCCACAUCUAAGCUAAUUUCACUUGUCAACAUCUACACUUCUUGCAGUGUUGUUGGUUCCAAUGCUCUUUGAAGACGUCUCCUCUCCUGGCAUUGUCUUGUCAGUAGCGCUGGUCUAAUGGCCUGGAUUUGGAUUUUUGUUGAUCCAGUGAUUUUCCUGUUUUGCGCUGUUGGAUCAGAGGGGAGUACCAGGGUUGACGUAUUUUCGGAGUUUUGGAGCGAGACUCAGGAGAAACGAACGCUUAUGCAAGUUGCAAGUGGAACUGUGGGACAUUAGGACGACUCAGGUUGAAACUUAAAGCGAUAGUUAAGCAGAAAAAUCGGAUUUACACAAUACGGAUUUCCCAUUUAAGUGCAGUCGAUCAGCUGAGACGACGUGGAGUAUGUUUGUGUGGAGUUCAAUUCUAUAUAUGUUUGCACUGGAGCUACGAGGCUGCUGCAGUUCAUUAAGGAAAUAUAAACACUAAGUAUGUACAUUCAUUUUACAUCAGUUGAGUGCAUCUUCAGCUCACAGAGAUAAGUCUGGGGCUUCUAACCAGAGAUUCUAUACAUUUAUACAUACAUUAUCUGAACUGAUAAUACAUUCACAGCACAUAUAGCAGUUCUAAUAGCCUGUGCUAUUACAAUCUAAUGGAACAUAUGUAGCCUAUUUUCUUGAAAUGUUGUAUUGUGUUAUGUGUAGAGAAGAUAUAUCAAUAUGGAUAAGUGUAGAUGGGUAUGGAUGAAGGUUUGUGUAGAGAUGGAUAUGAGAAAGUAUGAGUAUGGUUAAGGAUAUACAGCUCUGGGGGAAAAAAAAAAUAAGAGACCACUUCAGUUUCUGAAUCAGUUUCUUUGAAAAUUUUGCUAUUUAUAGGUAAAUGUUUGAGUAAAAUUAACAUAAUUGUUUUGUUCUAUAAACUACAGACAACAGUAGAGCAUUAGAACAGUAGAGUAAUUUAGAGCAUUUAUUUGCAUGAAAUGAGAAAUGGCUGAAAUAAAAAAAAAAGAUGCAGAGCUUUCAGACCUCAAAUAAUGCAAAGGAAUAUUUGGUAGAAUAAACCUGAUUUUAAUCACAGUUUUCAUGCAUCUUGGCAUCAUGUUCUCCUCCACCAGUCUUACACACUGCUUUUGAAUAACUUUAUGCCUUUACUCCUGGUGCAAAAAUUCAAACAGUUCAGCUCGGUUUGAUGGCUUGUGAUCGUCCAUUUUCAUUUUGAUUAUAUUCCAGAGGUUUUCAAUUUGGUAAAAUCAAAGAAACUCAUAAUUAUUAAGUGUUCUUUUAUAUUUUUUUUCCAGAGCUGUAUAUAAGUAUGGGAGAGUAUAGGUGAAUUUGGAUAGGAAAUAAGGAAAGUGAGUAUGUAUGAGUAUAGUGGAGUUAGUAGUAUGGGAUAGUAUUGUGAGUGGAUGGCUAUAAAUGAGUAUGGAUAUAGGAGCAUUGGUAGGUAUAGGGGUAUGAGGAAAAAACUAUAGUAUGAUUGAGUAUGGCUGGGUUUGACUGAGUAUUGGUAAGUAUGUAUGGUUAUAGGGUGAGUUUGUAUAGAUAUAGGAGAGUAUGCUUAUGGAUGGGCAUAGAUGAUUAGCUGUUUUUAAGAACUUUAUACAAGAUAAUGUUAAUGUGCUGUAUAUUAUAAAGUAAUAAAGAACAAAUACUGGAUCAGUAUCAGCCAAUACUCAGAAAACUACUGUUGGGGUGAGUUCUGGAGGUGGUCAUCCAACAUCUUCCUAACCUUACUAACAUUUUUCUUGCUGAAAGCAAUCAAAUACUUGCAGCAGAGCUCCAAAGUCUAAUAAAAAAGCCUUCUCUGUAGAGAUGAGACAGUUACUCCAACAAAAGCUGAAUUAACUGAUUUUUUUUUAAUAUCCUAAAACUAUUCAUAAGCUUGUGUUCCAAUACUUGUUAAUUUCAUCCAUAUAGUGUAUAUUAGCCUCGCAGCUCCAGUGCAAAUCUUAAGAAGUAAACUUCAGGACAUGACUAUGCUGAUGGACUGUACUGUAGUUGAUGUACAAGGAUAAACUGUACUGUAAAUUUGAUUCUUUCUGCCAAACUUGAAGGACUUUCGGAACGUCAGUUUUUUUUUUUUUUUUUUAGAAACAGAGCGUAACGUGGCAGAAACGUCUGUGGUAGAUGCUCUGGAUCACAGCUACACUCUGAUCGGUUGGACUGGCGGACUGGCGGAUGGAGAUUUUGUAGCUUUUUUUGUUUUUUCUUCGUAGAGAACGUGGAGCGUAUAAGCGCAGCACUGCGUUCUCAGAGCGUUACAUGUAGCCUGACUGCCUGUCUGUGCUGUAUGAGGAGUGAACGGAUGACGUUUUUUUUUUUUUUUUUUUUUUUUCUCUUUUAGGGCUGUACACAUUCUCUACUCCGUUCAUUCCGAGAGUACAUGGCAUCACCGCAUCACGAGAAAAUAAAGAUAAAGGACUUUGAGAACUGCGUGCAGAGGCUGUGCACUCCUACGAUGGAGUUGGACUUACUAUUGAACUCUUACACACACACACACACACACAUUCACACUGCAUCUCACGUACACACACACAUGCGUACACACACACACUCACACUCUCACCCUGCACGCACACAUGCGCUUCGUGAAAGCGUAAAGCUUAAAGGGCUUCAGGUUUUAACACUGAAUGGUCAUUUCAGUCGACUGAGUUCCCCCUCCCUCUUCCAGCUAAUAGAGUUUAAUUCUGUUUUUACGACGUGUAACUACGAAAGGUGAAGCAAAAUGUACUUAUUUCUAUACAAAUAAACACUGUUUAAAAUGUGUUUUUAAA